CGUUCCUGCUGACUGAAAGCACAUGACCAAGCGUGUUUACACCUGCAGUCUUUAGUCAGGCGCUAACGUCAACUGUGACACGGAUACGCAAGCCUGUUUUUUAAACCAAGAUAAGACUUGACCGUGGGGUGAGAGAUUAUUGUUUGGCAGACCCUCGGCUGAUUGUGAUCAGCUGAACUGCCAUGCUACUCCGAUAUUCCCUGCUCUUUAUGGAUUUAACCACCUGAAUUCAACAAGAUAUAAGCAGAUGUUAAGACAGUAAAAGCUCUAGCCCAUCUGUAUCCCAGGAGAAACAACCCCUCUUUGGCCUCUGGCUCCAGGAAGCCAGAGCUCCUUGCUGUCCAACAUGGAUGAGACGGAUGUUGAACAGGUGACCCUGGCUCUUCUUGAUGCAGCCACCGAUAAAGACUCAGAAGUCCAGGAACAAGUCAGGAAGUCUAUUUUGACUCUGGGAAAACAGCAGCCAGACCGAGUGUUGGCCAUGUGUCAGGACUACCUCCUGAAACACCCUAAGCUGGUGGUGAGCCACAGAGUUGUGAUUCUUCGGACUAUUGAGCUGAUUGUUAGCUGCAGGAUAGAGGAGAUCAGUCCUUCCAGGAUAAAGAGUAUUAUCUCCCUGGCCUCAGAUGAAAUGACUCGAUCAAAGGAGGUCAUCCCAGACUGGCAGCAGGCAGCCAGUAAUAUCUUGGUCGCGGUGGGUAAUAAGCACAUCAAUGACAUCAUGGAGGAGAUACUAAGCAAGUUCCAGCCAGGGGUCCUGCCUCACUUCUUUGUAGUUCAAACACUGGCCAACCUCUCUGAUUCAAAUGUUUAUGGCAUGGUGCCGUUUCUGAAUGCUAUUCUGGGAACCAUGUUACCCAUGCUGAGCAUGGCAAAACAGGACAACAUAAAGUGGGUCUUCUCUUCUGCUCUGUCUCAUUUCAGCGACAGUAUCUUGGAGUACCUGGCCAACUUAGACAAGGCUCCAGAUCCUUCAGUUAGAAAAGACACGUUCUCCAGUGACAUCUAUGCUGCUUUUGAAAUCCUCUUCAAUAACUGGUUACAAAGCAGAGAGCCCAAGUUGAGGCUGACAGUGGCUGAGGCGGUGGGAUCAAUGUGUCAUCUGAUGGCCAGCGAUAAACUGGAGGAACAGAUUCCCAGACUUGUUCCUGCCAUCCUGUCCCUGUACAAGAAAAACAACGAGCACUAUAUCAUUAGCAAGAGUCUGUGCCAAGUCCUAGAUGCAUCUGUCAACAUGGGCAGCAGGGUGCUGGAGGCACAACUGGAAGCUCUGCUCUUUGCACUGCACCAACAGGUGUCUGCCCCUGUUGACUACAGUAACCCUCCUACUGUCAAGAACCACAAUGAGGUCCUGCGCUGCUUCAGUUUGAUUGCGAACUCUUUCCCAGAUCGCCUGGUUAUGUUUGUUCUUCAGAGGUUGGAGAACAGUAAUGAGAGAAGCAGGAUGGGCUCCUUGGCUGUCCUCCGUCACCUCAUCAACUCCUCCACUUCUACUAUGGAGAGCAAGAAGCUGCUGAUUCUGGCCAGCAUCAGACAGCCGAUGGCUGACCACAGCAACAAGGUGAAGAAGCGUGUGGUCCAAGUGAUCAGUGCCAUGGCUCAUCACGGCUACUUGGAGUUAGAGGGAGGAGAGUUACUGGUUCGAUUCAUAGUUCAACAUUGUGCUUUACCUGACACGUAUCAGCGGAGUCAGAGGCCCACAGAUCCAGAGGAGGUAACUAACGAGUCACUCAGGUCAAUGUGUGACAACACCCUUCAUCUCCUCACUACCACUGUUGGACGACUAGCCGAUGUACUGUGGCCAAAGUUGCUGUAUUAUCUGACCCCUUCACAGUACAGCAAUGCCACUACUCCUCUUUGUAAAAGUCUCAUAGUGCUGGGCAACAAGAAGAAAAAUAACCAAGAGCCCAGCUUCAAAAUCGACUUUACACGGGAAGUCAAUCUACCAUCUCCACAAGCACUGAUGAUCAGACUGCUGGUGAAUGCAGCUUUUCCAUUCAAUAACAGAGAUCAUGGCGCUCCGUCCCUCUCUCUCCUCCAAAUCCUCAGUAUUAACAUUCACCCCAAUGCUGAAGCAGUCUGGGACAACGAAAUAGCUCCACUGCUUACAGUACUAGAGGAGUCCGCUGCAGAGAGUCUGGAUAAGAAGGAGUGGGACAAGAGGUUACUGGAGCUCUUGUCUAAAACCCUGACAGCACUUGAUGAUGAUAAGUGGGUAUGUCAGUUGGCAGCUGAAUCAACCAGAUACCUCCCUACAUAUAACAACGCCUUAGAGGAGAAGAGCUUCCUGUAUCGAUGUAUAGGAGUGACUCUCCAACACUGUUUCAAUAAAGACCUGGUCAAAAAACAGCUGCAUGAAGUUCUCCUCGCAGCUCGGCACAGUGAUGCAGUCGAAAGAGAGGGAGUGGCGAUGGGCGUCGGUCUGUGUGCAAAUAGCCACUUGGAGGGAACUCUGGCCAAGCUGGAUGAGUUUGGAAAAUCGGAUGCCUUCAAGAAGUCACCGAGCAUCUUUAACCUGCUGAAAGAGCGUAAUGAUGUCGAGGUGGAGAAGGUGAAAAGCACAUUAAUCCUGUGCUACGGUCAGGUGGCUGCGAACGCCCCUCCAGAAAAGAUUCUGAACCGCAUUGAUCAGGACAUCCUCCGCUGCAUCAGUAAACAUUUCAACACCAAGGUUCUGGGGAUUAAAGUAGAGACAAAGGACCUGACUAUGAAGCUCAGUUUGAUCCAGAGUGUUGGCCUCAUAGCCAGAGCCAUCAGUGAGUGUGUGAAGAAACAGGGCUACAUCUUCUCUCGCAAGCAGGAGCUCAUUACUGUUAUGCUGGACUUCAUUAAGGCAGAGCAAGCUGAUGCACUGAGGACUCCAGUACGCCAGCUUGUGAUGAGCACGUGUGCCAACCUUAUUCCACUGGACCCUCCGAUGAGCGAGAAUGAGAACUUUGACUUGCUAAAGGUGUGUAUCAACAGUGUGUUCUGUCUGCCAGCUGAGACGAACACUCCAGAGAAAACUAAAGAAGAGGAGCCGCUCGACCCCAAGCAGAGAAAGGCGCUGUACAAAGACACGCUGGCUGCUCUGCAGGAGCUGCUGAAGAGCGUAUUGGCUAAAGAUCCAACACCCGACGGUUUACAGAAUGUCUUUAAGCACAUUGAAUCAUGGUUGAGUUCUGGACAGGACCACGAGAGGGAGCGAGCUAUCACAGCCACAGCUCACAUACUGGCUUACUACCUGGAUAACCUGACUGUCAAGAACAUGGUGUCUUUCCACAACCUUGGAGCUCUGCUGGGCCGCCUGUCUCCACGCUGUUCGGACCCUGUCCCUGCCGUGCGCGCUGCUGCCGUCGAGUGCAUACACACACUCCUUUAUAUACAACUUCGAUAUGAAGGAUUCUCUUUGGAUUAUAAGGAUGAAUCUGUGGACUCUCUGCUGUUGUUAAAGGAUCGGCUGGAGAACCCUGACCACUCAGUUCUGUACAAGACCUGCUCAGACCUUACCAAGGUGAUGAGUAAGCGUCUGCCUCAGCAGCAGCUGACGACAUUGGUGUUCAUGCUGUUUGAAGGGCUCGUCGACAGCCAGACAAACUGCUGCCGAGCUUCAACUGUCAUUCUGAAUACUCUGCUCAAGAACAGAGGAGGCGGACUACAAGAUAUGGUCCCAGAGAUGCUGGAGGUGCUGCAUGUGCGUCUGCAGAGCGUCACAGAGGACCAGGUGAGAGUGGCAGUGGGACAAACAGUACUUAUCCUGGCUUCUCAGCAUCUACAGACUGUUAUCAAUACACUAGUCAACCAACCACUUCCUUAUGACAACUGGAUCAGUGAGAUGUGGAUGGCUUUGGGAGCAGACCCCAUUGUAGCUAAUCAGAUCAUGGAGAUGGUGAUGGAGAAACUUAGCAUCAUGGCACCCUACAUAGACAAGAAGGAGUCAUUGAUGAGAGGAGGAACAACAAAGGUGGCUACUAAUCAGCCACUGGCUAUGACAUGCGGUCUCAAGGAGCUGUUAUUAAACGGUCAGAGUCAGGAGCCAGCGGUCAGUCUGUUCCCUCGGCUAUUCUCCUGCCUCACUGUGCGACUGGGAGCGAGCGUCGGAGUCUCAGCACCAAAGGACAGCAACUCAAAACACACUGCCUCCAUCCACGUCGCAGGGGUAGCAGCUGAAGCGCUGAGAAUUUUGUUAGCACGAGCCCAGUUAGAUGAGGUGAUGAAAAAACUGGAUGAGGAUAACGCCUGGGAUGCAGUGAAGGAAGCCAGUACACAUGUUAAAGGAGUGACACUGCUAGCAAGGGCGAUGGCUAAGCAUGCUGGUCCCAGAUUGCCUGCAAUCGUGGAGUGUCUGUGUCCAUUACUGAACAAUAUCUAUGAAUGCCAGCGAAUCACUGUCACUGCUUUCUUUUCUGAGCUGUUGAACCAUCAUGUGGUGACAGAGCUGAUGUUAGUAGAUGUGUUAAUGAACAACAUGAUGGAGAGGAUAUCAGAUCCAUGCUGCACGGUCCGCAUGUUGUCUGUGCGAGGGCUGGGGAACAUAGCCGUGGGCUCACCUGAAAAGGUGAAUAAAUAUGCCAAGGAGCUGCUGGCAGCCAUGAGUUCAGGAAUGGAGGAGAAGGAUGAUCCAGGUAAACUGAUCACACUUGAGGCCAUGUCAGGCUUGUCUAAAGUUCUUGUCCACCUUGACAAGAAAAACGUUCACCUACUCGCGGUCUACAUCUUCAUGAAGAUUAAACCUUUCUUGGAAAGUGAGAACGAUGACAUCCGCUGUACUUCCAUCCAUCUCAUGGGUAACCUGUCCACGUUUGGCUCAGGAGAGCAAGUGUUCAAAGACCAGAUCCACAAUGUUCUGGUCAGCCUGCUGUUACACCUGGUUGAUCCAAACCCGGAGGUGGUUAAGGCGUGUAAGUAUGCGAUGCGAGUGUGUGCUCCUGUAGUGGGAUCAGAACAGAUCACAGCCAUGUUUCAGAACCACCUACAUGAAGAUAAGAGCUUGCACUACGGAGAAUUCAUCAACGACCUCACAAAAUACCUGAUUCAGGACUUUCCUGGCAUGCUGAACUUCUACCACAUUUCAGUCAUCCAAUUCUUCAAGAGUAACUGGCCUGAGGUCAGAGCAGGAGCUGCCAUGUUUAUAGGGUUCAUGCUGGGAAAUCUUCAAGAGGAGCAUCACUCCCACCUCAACAUGGGCACCAUCACUAAAGGUUUGGUGAUGCUGCUUCAAGAUCCAGAUCCUGUUGUGAGAGUGAAGGCUGCUGAAGCCAUGGGACACUUCCACUGACACACACACAUACAAAUACUAGUAAUUCCUUUACACAUCAGUGGUCGAUCAAUAUAGAUAGUAAUUUAAUUGUUUUUUAAAUAUUCAGCACUCUGUGUUCCAGUGUGCAGUCAUUCUCAAAUUAUCCAAAUAAACUAACUGCAGACUUUCAAUAAGACCAGAACAGGGACCAAAGAGGAAGAAGUGAGGAGUACGAAACCAAACGGUCACAUGAUCAUGCCAAUGAAAACUAAAAACACUGUCACACACACAUGCAGAUGCAUUUAGCUCUAGUCUUAAUUUAGCCCCUCUCACCUUUUACUCUGGUACUUGAAGGAAGAGUUGAUUCUUAACGGUAUUUUAGUGACCCAGGACUGUGCUGCUCUUUACAGAUAGACCUCAUCUGUAGCAUCCUGUCAGUGUGACAGCGACAACGAGAUACACUGUGUUCUCUCGAUCAAUAUAUUAUACGUGAAGUUUCUAAUGCGAACAUGAAAAUACAUUUAAACUUGAGUAAAACUUUUUUAGAAUAAAUAUAGUUUCUUUGAAUACAGAUAUAUAUAUAUAUAUAUAUGAGCAAGUGAAAGUUGCACAUUUGAAGUACAUGACUAGUUCACGUGAGCGUGGUUGGUAGCUUGUGUGUGUGUGUGUGUGUGUGUGUGGGGGGGGUCAUGGCAGCAUUUUGUGACCAUGUCAGUGAAUGUGGAGUUUAGUUCCAGAAAGUCUCCGUUACAGGUAGUUGCAGUUUAGUGAGCUUGGUUUUGGUGUACUAAAGACCCCACCCUCCCCCUCACCUUUUGAAUCUUUAGCCACUGCUGAGCUGUUUCCCUGCCCUCAGUGAAGACCCUGUGAAACGUGCUUAGAUCGAUUAGAUUUGUGGUUCCACGUGGAUGUCUUAAAGUGAAGCAUAAAAUAAAAAUAAAUGCACGAGAGCUGGAGCAGAUCAGAUUUGAAGGGUUGACAGUGUGUCUGGAGGAUGUGAGUAAUUAAUCCAUAUCAUUUAGCCACUAAAUCAGCCACCAGUAACCAGCCAGUAGCUGUUAGUGUUUCUAUAACCAGCAGGACUCAAGCUCAGUAAUGGGAACUGGGUAAGAGUUUGCCUAUUGACUAAUGCCAGGCUCACUAUCACUGUUUAAUGAUGCUGUUUAUAAAUCACUACCAUCUCUACAGCUGUAACAGUCAUGUCUUCAGCCGAGGCUUUUAAAACUGCUUUGAUUGUCUUGUUUUAUCAGCAUAUGGUUAAUUUUGUUUUUUAAUUUCACGUGAACUUCACAUUAAUCUCACGCGUACACGUUAAUCGCCUGGAAAAAAAAAUCUUUGCCAAACCUCCUGUGUUAACCCUCAUAAACACACCAGCCAAAAUCCUAUCAAUCCAUAACGCUGAGGUGUCACAUUAUUUAGAAAACGAACUCUAUUCCAAUUAAUAAUUGUCAAAAAGACAAUUGUAGCCAAUAAAAGGUUACUAACCUAGUGUUGCUUUGUCAAACAGUCCAGUUAAACGUGAUGAAACCAAUGCCAAAUAUCUACAGCCUCAUUAUAUUGUAGCAAUGCCGUUAAUGAUUUUCCUUUAUUCUAGCUUCGAAAGCACUUGAUCCUUGUUUAGUUUUACAGUUGUUGCCUCUAUUUGUGUGCUUUUAGGUACUGAUGUGGGUGUGCGUGUAAAUAUGUGUGUGAGCAGUGUCUUAUACGAGAAUGACUUGAACACAGGACCUUAGUAUUUAUGUCUCCAAUCAAUGUGCUCAAAGACAAGUAGAAAAUAAUAUGUUGUGCAUCCACAUUCAAAUCCAUUUUGGGGCAGAAACUUCCAGAAACUCUGAUUAAGGUGAUAGCGAUGCAUCGUUUGUUGUAAAGUUUACCUCUGAUAUUUCCGUUGCACUUUUAAGCCCUGCUGUGCGGUUCCUGUUUGGGGAACUGGCCGGCAAACCUCUGCUAAUUUUCUUCCAAAGUUCAGCAUCACAAGUCUUCUUUAUUUUUCCCUGUUUACUUUUGCACUUGAACAAUUGAGACACAUUUGUCUCUUAAUACUCACAUUCACACUAUAAAUGUAUUAAUCGCAUACAUAAGCUGCUCCUGGAUCUGUUUUUGCUAGCCCUACAAACAGGGACUCGUGGCCUCCUGCACUUUCUAACACUAUGGCUCGGUUUAGGGUAGUUGGUAUUGUUCUGUUGUUGUAAACUUUGUACAACUGAUAUUGAUUGUUUCAUGUCUUCCUGGUUUUUAACAUGUUCUGAAUGUCAGAUGGUGAUUAUUUCAAAUGUGUCUGCGUGUUGGAGCGUGAAUGUGUGCAUGUCUGUUUUCAAUAGAGUGUGUGAGGACGAUGGUAAUCAGUGCAUCUAAAACGAAUAAAUAAACAGACCCAUUAUAACAUAA
This is a messenger RNA of Haplochromis burtoni (Burton's mouthbrooder), 7606 nucleotides long. It is a transcript of the gene mroh1, whose product is annotated as maestro heat-like repeat family member 1. The coding region runs from base 347 to 5257 and encodes 1636 amino acids. The transcript is spliced from 46 exons. Gene Ontology annotation, cellular component: cytoplasm. NCBI's taxonomy places the organism in Eukaryota, Metazoa, Chordata, Actinopteri, Cichliformes, Cichlidae. The record is from RefSeq and is a predicted model, not a curated record.